AUGAUGGCGCCAGUGGACAUGGAUUUCUCUCCACCAUCUUUUUUGUCCUUCAAGCAAUUAUCUAUACAAACCUCGUCCAAAGCAUGGGCUCUGACGGAACAGCAACUGCUAGUCACGGAUGUUUGGAAGGAAGUCACACGACAAUACCUGGAUACCACCUACAAUGGCAUGGGGGAAGAAAAGUGGAAACAAAAACGUCUAGAUGCCGUCAAAAAAGUGACCAACCUUGGUCCUGACGAGGAAGAAAAGCUGUACGAAGCAAUUCGCACCAUGCUGGGCUAUCUGGGUGAUCCCUACACUCGAUUCUUGACACCUGCUCAGUAUGAAGCUCUCACCGACUAUGCCCGAGGAGGUUCGGCAGGUGUUGGGGUACAACUACAAGUAGAUCCUCGAUCGGGGCAGGUGAUCGUUUUGAACACGGUCCCCAAUGGCCCGGCAGAGAAGAGCGGUAUUCUACCGGGAGAUACCAUUGUGGAAGUCGAUGGAAUGGACAUGGCAGCAGCACCCGCUGAAGUCGUAGCGGCCAAAUGUCGUGGCUCACCGGGGACCAACGUCAAUGUGGCUGUUCGUCACGCCGACUCUCCUGGUCGCAUUGUACAAAUGACUCUGGAGAGGGCGGCAAUCCAAGUCAACCCGGUCAAGAGCGGUGUGACAACGGUCAAUGGGAAAGCGCUGGGUAUUAUCAAACUUUCCAGUUUCAGUCAAGAAACCACCAAACAGGUUGUGGAUGAUAUGCGACAACUCCAAAAAGAUGCCAACAUCAAAGCUAUUGUGUUAGAUGUCAGAGGCAACGCUGGUGGCUACAUGCCUGCGGGAGUUGACGUUGCUAAACUGUUUCUGCCACCGAAAGCUCGGAUCAUUACCCAAGUCGACAAGUCAGAUCGCCAAACCAUUGAAAUUGCCGAUGGCAUCGGCAGUGAAACCAAACUACCCGUGUACGUCAUUGUGGAUCAACGAACCGCCAGUGCAUCGGAAAUCAUGACGGCCGGUCUGCAAGACAAUGGUCGGGCCACAGUGGUGGGUGCAUCCAAAACAUUUGGAAAGGGACGAAUUCAAAAUGUGCAAGAGGUUGGAGACGGAAGUGGCAUUGCUGUCACCAAGGCCAAGUACAUUACACCCAACGGCAAUGAUAUUCAUGGCGUGGGUAUUACACCAGACGUCCAAUCGGAUAGUUGCAGUCCGGAAAACACUGUUUCCGACUGCCUAUCCAAAGUAAUAUUGUAA
Molecule: messenger RNA, 1224 nt
Organism: Seminavis robusta
Lineage: Eukaryota; Bacillariophyta; Bacillariophyceae; Naviculales; Naviculaceae
Source: the annotation of a GenBank genome assembly